This is a messenger RNA of Spodoptera frugiperda (fall armyworm), 884 nucleotides long. Its product is annotated as 3-oxoacyl-[acyl-carrier-protein] reductase FabG-like. The record is from RefSeq and is a predicted model, not a curated record. The transcript has a single exon. Bases 61 to 810 code for a protein of 249 amino acids. Gene Ontology annotation, molecular function: oxidoreductase activity. Lineage: Eukaryota; Metazoa; Arthropoda; Insecta; Lepidoptera; Noctuidae.
UAUAAGUUCUAUGUGCAGUGUUGUAGUGUCCAGUACGAGUCUGACCGCGGUGGAUACAACAUGAGCUUCGAAAAUAAGGUUAUAUUAAUAACCGGUGCCAGUUCGGGCAUUGGCGCCGCCACUGCAGUCGAGUUCGCGAAGCAACGAGCCUCCGUUGCCAUUGUCGGCAGGAAUGCAGUCAAACUACAAACUGUCAAUGAAGAAUGCCAGAAACAUGGAGUAACUCCACUCAUCAUCAACAUCGAUAUAUCGAAAGAAGAAGCUGCAAAUGAAAUUAUUGAUAAAACAAUAGAGAAAUAUGGACGACUUGACGUACUAGUAAACAAUGCAGGUAUUGUGGCCACUGGUGGGUUGCUUGACGGAGCAGUAAUGAAGUCUUACGACAAAAUCAUGAACACGAACCUUCGAGCUGUAGUCGCCCUCACGAGUGCUGCGGUUCCGUAUCUCAUAAAGAGUAAAGGGAACAUUGUCAACGUGUCGAGUACGCUGGCUACACAAGCGGGUCCAUUAAUGAUGGCGUACUGCGUGUCAAAAGCAGGUUUGGACCAUUUCUCUAACACAGCGGCUUUGGAGCUUGCGGCUGCGGGAGUCAGAGUGAAUAUCGUGACUCCAGGUCCAGUAGUGACUGAUAUCUUAGAGAAUGCUGGCAUGCCAAAUACUUGGGAGGAUUGGGGUAAGCGGACUCCUCUCGGUAAAGUGGCUUAUUCAACCGAAGUGGCUGAUGUGAUCCUGUUCCUAGCUAGUGACAAGGCUCACAGUAUCACCGGUGGCAAUCUCACUAUCGAUAAUGGAAUUAGAUUGAAAUUAUAACGUUUUGGCCUGAUAACUGAUGUGUAAUAUGGAUUGAAGGAUUCUUCUUUGGUGGUUAAUAAAGUGUUUUGUUU